Emys orbicularis (European pond turtle) is the source of this 939-nucleotide messenger RNA. RefSeq names its product olfactory receptor 10S1-like. The record is from RefSeq and is a predicted model, not a curated record. Bases 1 to 939 code for a protein of 312 amino acids. NCBI's taxonomy places the organism in Eukaryota, Metazoa, Chordata, Testudines, Emydidae. Gene Ontology annotation, cellular component: membrane. The transcript has 2 exons. Gene Ontology annotation, molecular function: olfactory receptor activity; G protein-coupled receptor activity. Gene Ontology annotation, biological process: G protein-coupled receptor signaling pathway.
AUGGAGCCAGGAAACCAAACGCCGGUGACAGAAUUCAUCCUGGAGGGACUCCCGAACACCAGGGAGCUUCCCUCUCUCUUCUUCCUCCUCUUCCUCCUCCUCUACUUGCUCACCCUGCUGGGCAACGCCCUCACCCUGCUGACUGUGCUCUGCGAUCCCCGACUCCACGCCCUGCCCAUGUACUGCUUCCUCGGCCACCUCUCCUUCCUCGACGCCUGCCUCUCCUCCGUCACCGUGCCCAAGAUCCUGGCUGGCUUGGCGGGGCCCGGCGGCAGGACCAUCUCCUUCGGCGGCUGUGCGGUGCAGCUCUACGCCUUCCAUUUCCUGGCCAGCACCGAGUGCUUCCUCUACACGGUGAUGGCCUACGACCGCUUCCUGGCCAUCUGCCACCCUCUGCGCUACACCGUGGUCAUGAACAGAAGGGCCUGCGUGGGGCUGGCAGCCGGCACCUGGCUCACCGGCUCGCUCCAUGCCACGAUCCACACCACCCUGACCUUCCGCCUGCCCUACUGUGGCCCCAACCUGGUGGAAUACUUCGUCUGCGACAUCCCCGCCAUGCUGAAGCUGGCCUGCGCCGACACGGCCGCCAACCGAGCCGUCAUUCUGGCCAACAUCGGGACGGUGUCAGCUGGCUGCUUCCUGCUGAUCAGCGUUUCCUACGCCUACAUCGCGUCUGCCAUCCUGAAGAUCCGCACAGCCCAGGGGAGGCUGCGGGCCUUCUCCACCUGCAGCGCCCACCUCAGCCUGGUGCUGCUGUUCUAUGCGCCACUGCUGUUUGUAUACGUGCGCUCCUAUUCAAGUCACGCAUCUGACGGGGCAGUGGCCAUGUUCUACACCAUGUUCACCUCCCUUUUGAACCCUUUCAUAUACGCGCUGAGGAACAAGGAGAUGAAAAAGGCCCUGAGGCGACUGAAGGAUAAAGUGUCUCACACAAAAUAA